AUGAAUCCCGCCAAUUUCGGUAAUGUAGGCGCCGGGAUGCCAGGCAACCCACAGGGGCAGAUGCAGAUGCCUCAUCGAGACCCCCAGGUUGUCAUGGGCCAGGUCGCCCAGGCCUUGCAAGCUCAGGGUCCCUUCAGCGGCUGGAGGACAGAAGUCACCGUCAAGGAACGGGCCAUGAAAGUCUAUCAAAUGGUCACCUCUCUUCGUCUUAUCACUCCACAGAUCAAUAUCCAGAAUGCGGCGCAGGCGGCCUUGACAUUUGAGCAGAAAGCCUUCCGGGAAGCGAACCAAAAGGCCGAUUACGACAGAGAAUGCAACGAAAAGCUCAUCCAUAUUCGAGAUACUCGUGCUAGGCAGGCUGCGGUCAUGCAGGGCGGCAUGAUGCCCCAGGGUGUUGCCCACAACCAAAUGCAACCUCCUUUCGCGCAACAAAUGAACCGACCUCCCAUGCAGGCCUCUCCUAUGCCCAAUCAGCAGCAAAUGGCUAUUGAGCUUAAUGAUCCCGCGGCCCUGCAGCAACAGCGCCAGCAGCAACAGUCUCAGGUUUUGCUUCAGCAGCAGCAGCAGCAGCAGCAGCAACAACAACAGCAACAACAGCAACAUCAACAACAGCAACAGCAGCAGCAACAACAAACACAAGCACAGCAGCAAGCUCAACAAUCGCAGCAGCAACGCCAGCCUCAGCAACAGCAAAGACCACAGCAACGCCAAGGGAGCGGUGCUCCGCUGCCGGAUGAACUCAACAGCCUGUCUGCCCAGGAGCAUGAGCAUGUCUGUCGCCUUGCUCGCCAGAUGCUUGCUAAAACCUCGGCGGAAGAUAUGGAUAAGAUCAAAAUGAACCUGCAGAACAUGAAUCAGGAACAACGGCAGUAUUUGGCCAAGAAGGAAAUGGACCCGAUGACUUAUUUCUUCCGCUCCCAAGCGCUCAACCAGUUACGCCGCAUCAAGCGCAGCCGUAUGGAGAUGGCGCGCGCCCAGAGCGUUGGGGUCGAUCUGAACGGCGCCAUGAUGGGCGAUCCGAUGAUCAAUGCCCAACAGCGCCAAAUGUUCCAGAACAUGAUGGGCAUGCGAGGCAACUCUGGCUUCCCCAUGAACGGCGGCCAGCCCAACUUGGACCCAUCCGCGUUUAUCGGGAACGUGGAAAACAUCCAGGUCCAGCAGGCAGAUGGCCUCCGCUCCCAGGAAGCUGGUCAGCUCGUCGUGCCGGCUAGCUCGUCGCAGAUGAACCAACAGCCCUUCUCCGCCUCCCAAAACAUUUUCCAGCAAGUAGGCCAGCCUGGCCAGGCCAAUGUGAAUGCUCAGUUCCUCGCCCAGCAACAUUUCCAGAAUCCGAACAACCCUCAACAGGACCGAGCGCAGCUGCAGGCCCAGUCGCAGGCCGCUCAGGCUCAGGCGCGCGCCCAGGCCGCUCAGAAGGUGCAAAUGGCCAUGUCUUCCCAGAACAACCAGGGCAACAUGUCUCAACAGAACCCCGCGAUGCCCAUGUUGAAUCGCUCCAUGGGCCCCGAUCAGAUGUCGCCGGCACAAGGAAACGCUCAGGUGCGCCCUCCCUCGCGCCCUCCCGUCAUGCCCGCCGGUGCGCAGCCUAUCGUCCCGCAACAAUCCACCAUGCCCGGCCGACCCCAGAUCCCCCCCAACCUUCCACCGGCUGUGCAUGAGCAGUUGGCCCAAAUGUCUCCGGAGCAACUCAAUAAUUUCCUCAUCCAUCAUCAACGCCGCACGGCCUCAAACAACCCCGCCAUGGCCCGAGCCGGCGCCGCCCAACAGCCGAUGCCUAUGCCACCGCAGGCAAUGUCUCCCGCCGGCCAGGCACAGCAGAUGGUUAACAACGGACAGAUGAACAAUACGAAUCCUAACACCAAUAAUCAAAAUGUACGGGGUUCCAUGGGCCUGCAGCAGCCAAUGGCCGGUAUGAACGGACAACAACCCCCCAACCAGAUGCACCAGGGGCAGCUUCAGACGCUGCAACAGCGCCAGCAAGCCCAGCAGCAGCAGCUCUACAAACUCCAGAUGCUUCGCCAGCAAAACGGGAAUAUGGAGAUGACGCAAGAUCAAUUACGCGAAAUGGAUCGGAUCGCUUUCCCUCCAAAUCUUCUCAACACCAACCCCAACGUGGCUUCUCCCGUGCCGACAAAUAUCAAGACCUGGGGUCAGCUCAAGCAAUGGGCAGCAUCUAACCCGCAAGGCCCCGGCGGCCCUGAUCUAUCCCGGCUCCUGGCCCUCCAAAAGGUCCACUACAUGCAGAUUUUGGCACAGAACAAGGGCAUGAACCGUCCGAUGGAUCCGAACGCGCAAAUUCAGGGCAUGGGGAUGCAGCAGUCCUUCCUCAAUGGGCAAGGGGUGCCACCUGGCCAGCAAUCAGCGCCGCCUGUCAAUAUGCCUCAGCUGCGCCCGAUCACUGCCGGCGACAUCCAAAUGGCUCGCCAGCGGCUCGGAUCGCACGUUCAGAACUACACGGAUGACCAACUCCGCGAACUUCUCCAUCGGAAUCGACAGAAGCAACUCAUGACCGCCCAGAACCGGGCCGCUGCCCAAGCAUUUGCUGCCGCGCAGCACAUGACUCCAGGACAGCAAGCUCAGGCGUCCCCGGCGCAACAACAACAACAACAACAACAACAACAACAACAACAACAACAACAACAACAACAACCGGUCACCACCAUGGCCCCGAGCGUGCCACCAGCCAUGCAGCCCGCCGCCGCUCAACCGCAGCCGCCGCAACCGCAAGCCGCCGCAGCUACCAUGGCACCGGGCAAGACACAAGGCGCUGCUGGCAAAGCCGCUAAACAACAGGCGACGGGUGCAGCCAAACCACCAGCGUCGCGUAAGAGGUCCAACAGCGAUGAUGUGAUUGAAACCACUGGCCCCCCUGGAGCAGUGGUGCCGCCGGCGCAGCCCGCCACGUCGCAGGCGCAGCCGGCCCCGCGACCAAACGUUCCGACACGCGAGCAGCUCAAUGCUAUGACCCCGCAGCAGCGAGCACAGUGGGAAGCCAUGCUGCGCAAGCAGCAGGGACAGCAAGGCCGUACGCCGAUAAGCAAAGCUGCAGCUGAAGACGCAUGGAACCAGCUGCCGGAUACCCUGCGCCAGAUCUACGCUGAAACACUUCAGUCGGCCCCGGUACCGGAGCCUAUCCCUCUGUCGCCGGAACAGCGGGCACUUGUAUCUAAGCAUCUCCUCGAGUGCACGGAUAUGAUCAGUAGAAUGGAUACCCUCGUCCAGUGGUAUGCGCGAUUUUCCGGCCAGGAGAAGAACGUGCGGAACCUUGUCGCCAUGCGACUCCAAUUGAUGCGGCAAUUCAAGCCUGGCCAGGAUUGGGCACUCAACGAUCAGAUCACUGUGUCACCGGAGAACCUGGUUCAGACGAUCAAUUUUGUCAAACGUUGCUUCUCGGCUAUGAUUCAACAUGUCCACAAGCAACAGACCCAGUUUGGGGCCGCACGCCCGGGCGCGCCCGGCGGCCAGCCCGCCAACCCGCUGGCCAUGCCGGUUCUCAACGCCAGCAACCUGCAGCAGCUCCAACAGCAGGAGGAGGCGCUGCAGCGAGCCCGCCGGUCUUCCAGCCAUGCUUCUGCAUCGGUCCCUGCUGCACCAUUUGGCGCUCCGUCACCGCAGGGCGUUCCCCAUGCCUAUGGCCCUGGAGGAUUCCCACCGGAGAAACUGAAGCUGCCGCCCACAAAGAAGCGCAAGCAGUCUCACCCUAACAGCGCGACGGCCACCACCCCGGUGCAGAGUCUUCCAGGCGUCACUAGCCCCGUGGCUACCAAAGCCAAGCCGGGCACCCCCUCGGUGGCCGAGACAGCCGCCGCGAUGGUGGGAGGAGGACAGUUCAAGUGCGCUGUGCCGGACUGCUCAUACAACAUCCAAGGGUUUGCGACGCAGGCGGCUCUGGAACAGCAUAUCGAAGAAAAUCACCAGGUGGAGGAACCAAUCGAAGACGCAUUGGAGUUUGCCUUGCAAAGUUUCGAGAGCGGGCUGGCCAAAGAACCGCAGCGGCCGCCGCAGCAGCAGCAGCCCCUUCAGCCGCCGGCGAUGGCUCGCAUGACUGACGCAAAGAAUGCCCGGCCCGACGGUGCCCUGUCGGCGAUCAAACAAGACAUCAAGUUGGAGGGUGGCGUCGUCACUCCCGCGACAACCGGAACAACGCCGAUGGGCCGCGUGUUCAGCCAGCGUGGAGGCCCCAAGUCAACCACCUCGCCACCUUCUGUCCAGCUGACCCCUGCUGGCAAGUUGCCUGGCGCCACUGCUCUACUCAAGACUGCCUCCAGCGCGAGCAACAAUGGCGGGCGCAAGGAUGUUGGCAAACCUACCACCGCGACGGAGUCAGACCGAGCCAUCGACGAGAGCGGCCUGGUGAAAGACCCGUGGGCAGACAGCCUGAUCUCGCUCGACGUGAUCGCGGACACGUUUGUCGACCUGGGCGCGGAUUAUGAUCCCAUCGAUGAGUUCCUCCACGCGGACGCGUUCGCCCCCAUGCAGGCGGAAGACACGCCGGACUCGGUCGACACCACGGGUUUAACCACGCAGACGCCACGCGACAACGGACUAGAGGCGACGGAUGCGAUGAAAGAUGUCGGUAGCGACCUUGACAACGACGCUUGGGUGCCCAUGGAUUGGGUCACAUUGCCUACCCGCUUCGAAGACGGAAUCCUAGCCACCAACCCCUGGGAAGAUCUCGACUGGGAAUCGAUCGAGCGCAAGGAGGCCGACCGGAUGGACGACCACGGCCUGGCCAUUAUCGCUAUGUAA
Penicilliopsis zonata CBS 506.65 is the source of this 4749-nucleotide messenger RNA. RefSeq lists its product as hypothetical. Gene Ontology annotation, biological process: regulation of transcription by RNA polymerase II. The transcript has 4 exons. Gene Ontology annotation, molecular function: transcription coregulator activity. Gene Ontology annotation, cellular component: mediator complex. The record is from RefSeq and is a predicted model, not a curated record. The coding region runs from base 1 to 4749 and encodes 1582 amino acids. Lineage: Eukaryota; Fungi; Ascomycota; Eurotiomycetes; Eurotiales; Aspergillaceae.